Molecule: messenger RNA, 3301 nt
Organism: Mizuhopecten yessoensis (Yesso scallop)
Lineage: Eukaryota; Metazoa; Mollusca; Bivalvia; Pectinida; Pectinidae
Exons: 10
Coding region: 24-2528 (834 amino acids)
Biological process (GO): signal transduction
Molecular function (GO): protein binding
Source: RefSeq, a predicted model, not a curated record
AACCAAGAGACUUUGACAUAUACAUGGAGAUGUUUAAAGGAGACGUUGAAAUUUAUCGACAUGUACGCGUUGUUUUUACCGGCAGAGAGGGCGCUGGUAAAACAACGACGUGUCAACGUUUACAAAUGAAAGAUGUCGACCUCAACAUUCGCGAACCAACUGUGGGAGCUGUUUUACACCCUAAUUGGUUCUGCGUUGACGAGAAAUCUAAGGAAUGGAUACAAAACGAUGAUAAAUCAGCUAGCGAAAUAUUGGAAAUCCGUCUGGGCACAACGAUGAAGAAAGCACAAGCAAACCAAAAAGCUGGUUUGCAGAGAGGAUUCCGAGAGGGCGCAACAGAUUUAUCAAUGACGUCAUCACAAAAGUGUGACCUGUACGAAAAACAUUAUGAGGAAUGCACUGCAGUUCGAAAAGCUUCACAGCAUGUCAACAUGGAUGGGGUUCUUCUAUCUCUGUGGGAUAUGGGUGGACACUCGUCGUUUCAAUCUUCGCACAAUGUGUUCAUUUCGUCACAUGGCGUAUACCUGCUAGUCUUCAGACUGACAGAUUUUCUCAAAGACAAACUGGAAACUGACAGACUAAAGAAAUGGAUUCGAAUGAUCGGCACAUUUUCGUCAGUUGAAUUGAAUGCGCCGAAGCUAAAGGAACAUGAACCUCCACUGAUAUUUGUCGGAACCUUCCUUGAUGAAUUAAGGAAAAUCUCCACGGACUAUGACGGACAGGUACAAGCUAUACAGUCAAGCAUUUCCAAAUUUCCCGAACUUUCAUCACACAAGUUUGUCAGGUUCUGUACACUCGAUAACAGCCAAGGUACGGAACCAGCCCAGCUGCCAUUGCUUCAUGAUCCCAGGACAGAAGUCCAGAAUCCGCUUCCGCCAUCAACUUCCCGCAAUGAUGAUGCAACUCUGAAGCAAUUGCGAGGAAUUAUCAUAGAAUUAGCCGAACACCAGGAUCAAUGGGGCAGAAAACUUCCUACCAGAUGGUUAAAGCUCGAGAUGGAUUUACUAAAAGCAAGAGAAAGGGGGACUAAGAUACUGACAUUGGCGAAGGUGAUUGAAAUGAACGAAACGUCCAUAGCCCCACUGGCGGAUGUUGAUGAGAUCGUUCUAGCCCUAGAGUACCUUCAUUGCACGAGGUCUGUGAUAUAUUUUCGGGAAUUUGAUUACGUCAUCAACGACCCACAGUGGCUUGCCGAUUUUUUCUGCCUCCUGAUUACCGACGAUCAGUUUCUCCCAAAAGGUGAUAUCGUGCUGUCUCGAGACUUAGAGCUGUAUAAGGCAAAAGGCGAGUUGACUCUGAAGCUGAUAGAUGACCUCCUCAGGCUAGAAACAGGUAAGGCUUUCAUGCCCCAUAAGCAAAUUCUCCUGGCUCUGAUGGAAAAAUUUGGACUGAUAGUACGGAUAUUGAUUUCGGAGACUAAUACAACAAUUGCACAAUUCAGUGAGACGUAUUCCAUUCCCAGUAAACUUAUGGAGCUACAAAACAUCGAUGAUGUUAUCAAAGACGUCAAUGACCUCAAGUUGAAGAAUCUUGCUGUCUCAAAAACUUUAUGUCUCAUAUUCCGUGAUAUCUUUGUACCUGAGGAGCUGUUUCACAGAGUAUUUGCCACAAUCAUGAAGACUUACAGAGCAGCAUCACUAUCAGAAAGACACGUAGAAGACAAACUCGAGAGAAACCCGCCAACGACAAAACAUACGACAUGUCUUUACAGGGGAUUUGGCUGUUUCGAGGUAAACGAUCUCUGCAGGAUGAUCGUGUCGAUGCACUGGGAGCGGUCUACAAUUGCUGUGACAUUGUUCAGUCCUUCAGAACUCAAACUUCCUCCAAACUCUGGGCAACUUGUUAGAUCCACUCUGGAGCGGAUCUUACAGGAGACUCUGCAGAUGAGUAGCCAGCAACACUUGCAGUACACAAACAAUCUGCACUGUAACUUCCAUCUUAGUCCGUAUGACACUCCUGUAGAGCUAUUCAGCGUCAUUCACGCAGAGGGAGGCAUGUCCUGUAAAGGUGAGGAAUGUCGAGGAAAACACCGACUGGAGAAAUCGGACCUGUUGUUUUGGGGCAUAACAAAGGUUACCGUACAUUUACAUGGAUUAGGAUCCAGUGACGAGGCAACCUGUCUUGAUAGAAGGCCGACGCCCCAAGAGCUUGGUCGUCUGUCGUACAGGAUCAAGGAAUCCGAAUGUGAGCAACUGUUCAUCGAGCUUGGCCUGUCCCUACCAGAGAUCUCGAACAUAGAGCACCAGGCAAGGAGUCUGGCAGUUGUCACUCAGAUAACCAGGAUGUUUCUGAAGUGGACAUACGCCUACCCGAAUCAAACGUUUCGUAACAUCGAAAUGGCCAUGUCAAAAGUCGACAUUGCUACGGACACUCUCGGCGAGGCCGUAGAGACUGGUUGGGAAUGUGUCAUUCUAGAUGGCAUGGAAUCUAACGAGGAGGGACUCGACAGACCACUGAUCGUCAGUGAAAUAGGGGGCGUUGUAGACAACAUAGGCAAGGAUUACUUCAACCUGUUUCUGGAGCUUUAACUUAACCGAGUUGUAGUCGUACCAUGCUUUUGAAAGGAUAUCGUGACUAACUUAGAUAGAACAUUUUGUAUUGUUGGAUUAAUAAUAUCAAUACUAUGACGAGUGUUUCACUUUCCUAUUCAUUAGUAUAUAUGCUGAAUUAACAUGAACAAUAUAAUUUAGCAUGACAGUUAAACAAGCAAUGCUGGUUAUUGGGUUGACAUAAAUGAACAUUUAAUCAUGAUUAGAAACGUCAUUUUUUUGCAUGAGUUUAUCUUUCUUUUCUCAUGCUUGACAAAACGAAUUGAUGAAUAAAGACGUUUCCAAUGAAAUUGUGUUGUAUUUUACAGCUUCUAUGAAAGAUAGUUGCUAUUGGUGAAAUUAAAGUGCUCGACUUAAAAGGAUAUUAACUAUGAUAAAUUAUCACAAAAAGUCAAAAAAGUUGCUCUAAAUUAGUAUUUUAAAGAAGAAACCAACGGAUUUGCAGUCUAUCUUCAUCCCCAGAGAAAUAGACUAAUUCUUCAACAUCAGAAGAUUAUCUUAACCUGUUUCAAACACCCGUAAUGUUUCAUUUUCUUGUAUCGUAUGCUAAAACAAAAAUAUGGUUGCUUGUUUUUUAAUUUUUUAUAUGAGUGUUUUACAAACUAACGAAUUUGCUUUAUAUUGUAAAUUUGAAAGGAAGACGGAAAUUUGUCAAUUUCGUUUUGGUGUGAAUAUGUAACCAACAACUGAAAUGAUUUAUAAAAUGUUUAUGUAACUCUGUAAACCACCUGUUUGUAAUAUUGUAUAUGUGU